CUCAAUACUCUGAAGCCUCUAAAACCUCUGAAGCUGAAGCUAAAGAAAGUGAUAUCUCUAAUAUUAACUUUGAUACUUUAUUAGAAAGAGAAUUACAAAGUAAAACAGGAUUAACAAGUAUUUUAGAAUCUGCAACUAUUAGGAGUUCAUCAAGUAUGAUGAGUCUUGAUGAUGAAAAUAUUGAUGCAGAUGAUAAAGAAUAUUUAGAAAGUAGAUUUUCA
Molecule: messenger RNA, 221 nt
Organism: Dentiscutata erythropus
Lineage: Eukaryota; Fungi; Glomeromycota; Glomeromycetes; Diversisporales; Gigasporaceae
Source: the annotation of a GenBank genome assembly